Messenger RNA from Amorphotheca resinae ATCC 22711, 1671 nucleotides. RefSeq lists its product as hypothetical. Gene Ontology annotation, biological process: peptidyl-serine dephosphorylation. The transcript has 6 exons. Gene Ontology annotation, molecular function: protein phosphatase regulator activity; protein binding. Lineage: Eukaryota; Fungi; Ascomycota; Leotiomycetes; Helotiales; Amorphothecaceae. The coding region runs from base 1 to 1455 and encodes 484 amino acids. Gene Ontology annotation, cellular component: protein phosphatase type 2A complex; cytosol. The record is from RefSeq and is a predicted model, not a curated record.
AUGGUAGAAGGGGAAGCGAACUCUCCAACGUGGAAGUUCACACAAUGUUUUGGUGAUAAGGGCGAUGUAGAGGAUAUCACAGAAGCGGAUAUCAUCUCAACCGUCGAGUUCGAUCAUACCGGCAACUACCUUGCAACCGGUGACAAGGGGGGCCGAGUUGUGCUUUUUGAAAGAAACGAGACGAAAAAAACAUGCGAGUACAAGUUCCAUACCGAGUUCCAAUCUCACGAACCCGAAUUCGACUAUCUCAAAUCCCUCGAAAUAGAAGAGAAGAUCAACAAGAUCAAAUGGUGCCGGAGACAAAAUGCUUCCCAUUACCUCCUUUCUACAAACGACAAAACAAUCAAAUUAUGGAAGGUCUUUGAGAAGUCCUUGAAGGUGGUGGCGGAGAACAACCUUUCCCAUGAUUUGACUCCUGGGAACGUUCCAGGGGGUGGAGGUGCUGUUCGAUCUAUGUCAAAUGUCCAUUUCACAGGUCCCCACGACCUGAAAUUACCACGCCUUACCCAUCACGACACUGUCGUUGCGGCAGUACCCCGACGAACUUACGCUAAUGCUCACGCAUACCAUAUCAACAGCAUAUCGGUAAACAGCGAUGGAGAGACAUUUAUUAGCAGUGAUGACCUGCGAAUAAACCUCUGGAACUUGAAUAUUCAGGAUCAAAGUUUCAACAUUGUUGACAUUAAGCCUGCUAACAUGGAGGAGCUGACAGAAGUUAUUACGGCUGCAGAGUUCCAUCCACUGAGCUGUAAUUGGUUCAUGUAUGCAAGCUCAAAAGGCACCAUCAAGCUUGCAGACAUGCGAGAGAGCGCUCUGUGUGAUCAACAUGCUAAGCAAUUUGAACAGGAGGAGGAUCCCUCUUCUCGCUCCUUUUUCUCGGAAAUAAUAUCAUCCAUCUCUGAUGUCCGAUUCUCACACGACGGUAGAUACAUUCUCUCACGAGAUUAUCUCACGGUCAAAAUCUGGGAUGUGAAUAUGGAGCGUCAGCCUGUCAAGACGAUCCCAAUACACGAGCAUCUCCGCCCCCGUCUCUGCGACACCUAUGAGAAUGAUAGCAUCUUCGACAAAUUCGAAGUCGUCUUCUCCGGAGAUGCCAAGAAUGUGAUGACCGGCAGUUAUAAUAACAACUUCAUGAUUUAUCCCUCAGACCCGGAUAAAGAAGUGGAAGUGGUUCUUCAAGCCGACAAAUCCGCCUUCAAGGCCAAGAAGGUCGGCAUACCCACGCCAAUCAACUCAUCCGCAAGUCCCACAUCUACGAAUGGAAGCAAGAAGGGUGGUUCUAGAGCAGGCAGUCCCGCAGCGGGUGCACCUGGUCAGGGAGGUAGAAUGAGGAAAGAGACCGAUGCCGACCAGAUUGAUUUCAACAAGAAGAUCUUACAUAUGAGCUGGCACCCAUUCGAAGACAGCAUUGCUAUUGCAGCGACUAACAAUCUCUUUGUGUUCUCUGCAUUGUAGAAAUGGCGCGAUAUGGAAGAAUCCCUUGGGUAUACUGUAUCGGCGUUUCCGUGCGUGCCUGGCUACAACCUUCCCGAUCCUUUGUCCCCGGAUUCCCCAUUCGUCAUCCUCUAGACUUUGCCUGUCAUGAGAAACGAGCACAUAGCGUAUCAUGGAUUGUAGGAAGAUUUUUGCCACGACCAAUCCGUGAAAGGCUGGUCAACGUGGAUGCGUGGU